Aureobasidium pullulans EXF-150 is the source of this 750-nucleotide messenger RNA. RefSeq lists its product as uncharacterized. The transcript has 2 exons. The coding region runs from base 87 to 605 and encodes 172 amino acids. The record is from RefSeq and is a predicted model, not a curated record. Lineage: Eukaryota; Fungi; Ascomycota; Dothideomycetes; Dothideales; Saccotheciaceae.
CAAGAGAGACUCCACUUUGGGGGUCUCGCAUUGGCUCGAAUUGUCUCCAUGUUACUGACACUCGCUGCGGGUAUUGCAUUCCGACAAUGGAUAUGGCGGCUUUUGCGACGCAAGAGUCUUCCCAUAGGAUCUAUUUGAGUGACCUCAGUUAUCAUGAAAGUAAGCAAGUAACACUAACUUUUCUCCAAUCUAGCAUGCAUUUUACUCAGAAUACCCCCGUGACAUUCACAAGCGACGUCUUGGUUUUCAAAUACACCUGGAAAAUACUGGUUCUGCCAUACGCAGCAGGCGUAUUCAUCACCCUCACCAUCAUCUCCUUCGGCAUCAUCGCACUCUUUUCCAAUGGCAUUGUAUCCGAUUUUCGCUUCUCUGCCAUCUUGCGUACCACCAGAAUUGAUGGGCCAGAGCCCAAUCGGCUGUUCAGGGGGGCACAGUUAGGAGCCAACCCUCUUCCAGAAGUGAUCGAAAAGACGAAAUUGAGAUUUGGAAGUUUAAUUAGCGAUGGUACUGGUGAGGUGGGUACGGCUUUUGGACUUGACGGACAGAUAGGUUCUAGGGUGGAGUUGCGCGAGCGAAAGCAUGAUAUUCGGGAUUUGAAGGGAUGAAUGUCUUUGCGGUGCACUUAUGUGCUGAAAAAAGUAGCCCGGUCGAGUUUAAAUCAGGCUAUGGUAAGAGUAAGGAGAAAUAUUUGUGCAUCUUUGGUUGUAGCCUGCUCGCCCAAAACAAGUUAUUCACAUGUCAGCAGUGCGG